CGUGGGGGUUGGGGGGGCCCAACCUUACCAGGGCCGGCCAGAGAAAGAAACGGCGUCGUUUAUUUUCCCCCCGACCCCUAAGAUGACGACGUUAGUAUUGGAUAACGGAGCCUACAAUGCCAAAAUCGGUUACAGCCAUGAAAAUGUCUCGGUUGUUCCCAACUGUCAGUUCAGGUCAAAAACAGCACGUCUUAAAACGUUUACUGCUAACCAGAUAGAUGAAAUAAAGGACCCUUCUGGACUCUUCUACAUCCUUCCUUUUCAGAAGGGUUACUUGGUGAAUUGGGAUGUUCAAAGACAAGUUUGGGACUACCUUUUUGGAAAAGAAAUGUAUCAGGUUGAUUUUUUAGAUACUAAUAUUAUUAUCACAGAACCAUAUUUUAACUUCACUUCAAUUCAAGAAUCAAUGAAUGAAAUCCUAUUUGAAGAAUACCAGUUCCAAGCAGUAUUAAGAGUAAAUGCCGGGGCUCUCAGUGCACAUAGGUAUUUCCGAGAUAAUCCUUCCGAAUUAUGCUGUAUUAUUGUAGAUAGUGGAUAUUCCUUUACACAUAUAGUUCCUUAUUGUAGAAGUAAAAAGAAAAAAGAAGCAAUUAUUCGGAUAAAUGUGGGAGGAAAACUUCUAACCAAUCAUCUAAAGGAGAUCAUAUCUUACAGACAGUUACAUGUUAUGGAUGAAACACAUGUGAUUAACCAAGUGAAAGAAGAUGUAUGCUAUGUGUCUCAGGAUUUUUAUAGAGAUAUGGAUAUUGCCAAGUUGAAAGGAGAAGAAAAUACAGUAAUGAUAGACUAUGUUUUGCCUGACUUUAGUACAAUUAAGAAGGGCUUUUGUAAGCCAAGGGAAGAGAUGGUGUUAAGUGGAAAAUAUAAGUCUGGGGAACAAAUUCUUCGUCUGACCAAUGAGAGAUUUGCUGUUCCAGAAAUACUUUUUAAUCCUUCUGAUAUAGGCAUUCAAGAAAUGGGAAUUCCAGAAGCUAUUGUCUAUUCAAUUCAGAACUUACCUGAAGAAAUGCAGCCACAUUUUUUUAAGAACAUUGUUUUGACAGGAGGAAAUUCCCUUUUCCCAGGAUUCAGGGAUCGGGUUUACUCAGAAGUUCGAUGUCUCACUCCAACAGACUAUGAUGUUUCUGUUGUGCUGCCUGAAAACCCUAUUACUUAUGCCUGGGAAGGUGGAAAAUUGAUAUCAGAGAAUGACGAUUUUGAAGAUAUGGUGGUAACAAGAGAAGAUUAUGAAGAAAAUGGACAUAGCGUCUGUGAAGAGAAGUUUGAUAUUUAAGAAACAUUUCUGAAUGAAAGUUUUGACUGGUUGCAACAAAGGUUUAAUUUAAAUGUUCUUUUUAAAGGAGGUUAAGGGCCUGUGCUCCCUUUUAUCUUAAGAUAAAGAUUUGAACUUAUGUAAAUACCUUGAUCUGUGGCUAAUUUUCAAAGGUUUCUAAGGUAGGUUAUUAAGUGAACUGUAACUCAGCCCAUAUUUUCAUUUAGGAGCUAGGCUACUGUAACAAGGCUUAUGUUGUUUCUGAGACUAGGUUAUCUUACACGAGAAGAUGAAAGAGUGAAUGCAUUUUAAGUUUAAUUCUUCAUAGCUGAAAGCAGAACCUUUACUGUCUCACUGGUCAGUUUUCCUUUGAAGGUAGUUUUGUGUGACUAUGACUAGGAAUUGGCCAAGGUGUUUUCAGUCUGAUAUGAUUUCUCCCUCUUUUAGAACCAAGUAUUUUAUUUUAAAUUUGUCAUUUUUAUUUGUACAUACUGAAGUUGGAAAGACUAAUCAUAUGUGGGUUUAAUGUUUAUUUUUAACUUAGAGUAAGUUUGAAAGGGUUGAGACUAAAGCUGAUUUACUGAAGUGCUUUUGUUCACUACUGUGCUGGCAGAAAUGUAUUAUUUCACUCAUUAAAAUACUGCACCAUUUUUGGGGAUGAAAAUAAAUUUGAAGUUAACUUGGGUUGUUCAAAAACUUUAUACAAAUGUCAGUGUUUAGUUUUAAAAACGCUUAUAUAAUCUACAGUAAGCAUAUUACUGUAAGGUGUUACAAGCUCUAGCUUUCCAAUUUAAGGAAAUGGUUUACAGUAACAUUAAUGAAUGGGUCAGGUGGGCUUCUCUGAUUGCAAACAAUAAAAACUCAUUAGGGAUAUCCUAAGCAAAACAACAUUUAUCAGCAGGACAGAGAAUAGCUCAUAAAAUCUAAGAAAAGCUGGACUACCCUGACUGAUAGGGCUCAGUGGAUUGGGUGUAGUCCUGCAAACUGAAAGGUGGCCAGUUUGAUUCCCGGUGAGGGCACAUGCCUGUGUUGCCAGACAAGUCCCCAGUUCAAGUUGUGCAAGAGACAACUGAACAAUGUUUCUGUCUUGUAUCAAUGUUUCUUUCCCUCUAUUCUUCCCUCCCUUCUCCUCUCUCUAAAAAUAAAUAUUUUAAAAAUGGUGACAGACAAGAAAAAGCUAGACCAACAGCCUUAAGAAUAAAAACCAGAUAAACUUAGACAUCUAGGUUAUCGAAACUAGGGGACAGUCUGUAUCAAAAUAUCUGCCAUCAAAAUAUCUGUUUCUGUAUUUUCUGUUUGGCCUUGGGCUCAAUGAUCAUAUUCCUACCAAUCUUUUUUCCCAAGUUGGGAUCAUGUGUCUAUCCCAUGGCUUCAGGGACUUUGACAGUCUUAUUAAGACCGCCUGGGGUAAAAGAAGGAAAUUUCCCAAAGGUAAGUUAUGAAGAGACAGAUGUUGGGAAGAGUGAAAGAGCCGAGUAUACAAUUAUAUAUUAGAUACAUUGGGUUAGGGCCAGGAGGCUCCUUCCUAAACCUAGGUUGGUUAUCAUUACAGAGUUGCAAAUGGAGUGUGUUUGUCUGAUGCCCAGUUAAUAUACUUUGUGGACAGUGUAGCAAAAAGAUGCUGGUAGCAGAGAAGAAGGCUUUGCAAUCAUACAUUGUAACAGUGCUAGAAUUUCAAGGUGAUGUGCUUUGAGGUAAGAAGAGAAGCCCCCAUUUACAGGGCUUUCCUUGACUUGCUAGAUCUCAUCUUAGGCAGAAUAUUAUCAUUGCCAACCAGGUGUUUUUCCUGUGAGGAACUGGGGCAUUCCUCAAAGCUGCAUUCCCAAAACAUGCCCUCACCUGAAGUCUUCUGUUAUGUUCUACUGAGACUGAUGCAUAUGUGUUCACAUCCUUACCUAUAGUGCAGUGUAAUUUCUGUUACGGUGUAGGUUUCAUAGGAUUCAUUUUUGAGUACAUAAAAAUUCAUUGAAAAAAACCUUCAUUCAAGGAUAUUUCCAUUGAUUUUAGCGAGAGAGGGGAAGGAAGAGGAGAUAGAAACAUUGAUGUGAGAGAGAAAUAAAUACCAAUUGGUUGCCUACCACUUGUGCCCCAACUGGGGAUUAAACCUGCAACCUAGGUAUGUGUCUUGACUGGGAAUUGAACUCUCAACCUUUGGUGUAUGGGCUGACACUCUAAUCAACUGACCCACCCGGCUGGGGCAAAAUUUAUUUCUUAGAUUAAUGAGCAAUAGGCCCUAUUCCUUUAUUUCUAGCAUCAAAACCCCCAUGCAUUUCAACACCUACCUAAUUUUGAAGCUUCCUUGCUAGAGAUACUGUUUUAAUACUAUAAUAAGUUGACUUCAAAGAGAACAUUUAACAUUAGUUCUGAUAAUAACAUUGUCUGAGAUGAUGCAUUAAAAAUCUAUUAUUAUGGAAAAAUAUUGCUGACUCUAGUUUGAGAUUUAGUAGGGGAGAGAGAAUUUUGCCACAUUAGAGUUUAUAACUUUUAUUGUAAUAUGCAUGCAUGGCAGUAACAUGUCCCAGUGUUGACCAUGUAUUAUAUACACCUUAAAAGAGUAGAGGAUUAGGAUUUAACAGCAAUUAGUAAUUAAGGUAGAAUUGUGCUCUCAAACACUUUUCUGUCUUGGUUUUGAAAUUUUUAAUUCAGUGGUGAUUGGCUUGACAUAGCAAACUGAUUACGUUCAUCUACUUCUUUGCCAGUCUUAAAUCCCUUUAAACAUUUCCAGUGGAGAAGGGAGGUAAAUGGGAUCAGGGAGGAAUGCAUAGGGAACAAACACUUAAGUGCUACUGGAAUCAGAAAAGUCAGUGUUUGUGCUGCCUGUCACUAAAUAGGGACAAGGACAAUCUUUAUGGGUGCUUUAUUCAGAUGGCUGGCAAUCUGAGAAGAUGGUGGGUUCUGUACCCUUAAAGACCAUCCUAAUAACGCGAUUCAAGCUGACCUUGUUAUAAGAAGAAGAAAGGGUAGGUAAGGGGUUUGGAAAAAAAGUUAAUUGGGUAAGAGUUGCAGUCUGGCAGUGAUUUUCCUAGUACUUCUCUAUCUACUGAUCAACAGUUCGUUAUCUGUAUCGCAGAGUUCCCUCCCUGGAACACUAUGGCUCACAGACCUUCUCCAGACCCCCUGGGGCAAAGGUUGCAUUCCGGUUUCUGGAAUAACAGCUUUCCACAUGCAUUAUCAACUUAAGCCUGUCAAACUAAGGCUAAAAUAUUUAACUCUUGAGUUCCCCUAUCACUACUUGUGACGCGUUAUUUCUCAAGCUGGGUAGUAGGCACGUACGCAUUUAUUAUAGUAGAAUCUAUCCUUCAUUGUGUGCAUGAAACAAUUAAUGUAUUUUAUUAGAAAAGUAAAUCCUUAAGUGACUGUAGGAAACAAAAAGUGUACUAUUAAUGAACAAAUGUGGAGAAAUUUUUAAAAGAUGGAAAACUAAUUGGAUUAAAUUUUUAGAGAAACAAGGACAAGAAAACCUUUGUCUCAGAUCAGUACAGGAGCAAGCUACUAAAGAUGUUAGAACAGUUCCAGAGAUAUUUUAAUUUAGGACCAAUACAGAGAGUAAAAGGUCACAGACGAGCCAUAUAAAGAAUGAACUGGAAACAGCUGAGCCCUACCCCUUUUUCUGGAGUUGAGGCUUAGUAGUAAGAGUAGAAGUAUAAGAUUUGGAGAGAGAAACAGAGUAGAACUUAAAAAUAAGGUCAUAGCAUAAGAGCAUCAGAAUUUAAAAAUAAGGGAACAGCUGAUUGUGGCGCUGACCUUAGGCUAAAGACAAGAGCUCAGACACCUUUAGAAAGAACGCUGACCGGGCAGGACUCUAGAGAACUUAGCACACCUUCCUCUUGCUGAGGAAAGGCACCCCAAUUAGAGCUUAGAUUCACAGACAGAGAAACAAAUGCAUGAAUGAAAAAAAAACAGGCACCCAAGCAUUAAACAUUUGAGGAGUGUUUAACACCACCAGAGAAGCACCAAAUCCAACAAACAAUAAUGAACCCCUAGAAAAUAAAAUAAGCAAAACAAACUUUAUAAGUAAUAUUCUCUAAGAGACUGGUGAAGGAAUUGGGUCUAUUAAAACAAGAGCAGAUUGCUAUUAUAACAGUGGGGAAUUGUAACCCACCCCAUCAUUCUUUUGGCAUUGUUUCUGUAAGUGCUGACUCUAAUAAGUAGCCUGUAGAUAAAUGGCAUGUUUGUAUAAGGAUCCUAGGAACUAACUUCAAAAGAUACAGCCUCUGACCUUCAGGCAUCCAAGCUCCAGGCGAUUUGCUGACCUUCAGCUGUGGAGCCAGAAUGACGUGGAGCCAGGAUGAUGCACACUGGACCACCAUUUGCCUUAUCAGAAUGAACUGUACUCACCUGCACGUAGAGAACUUUUCAACGCCCUUCCUUGAUCCCUUUGUUCUGCUUCCCCUCUACCUCUUGACUAAAACCUCUGACUCCACUGAGAUGUGGACAUAGGUAUUGAGACAUGAGUCCCCACCAUGUUCCAAAUGGCUGGCAUCUGAA
Molecule: messenger RNA, 5740 nt
Organism: Pteronotus mesoamericanus
Lineage: Eukaryota; Metazoa; Chordata; Mammalia; Chiroptera; Mormoopidae
Gene: ACTR6
Product: actin related protein 6
Exons: 11
Coding region: 83-1273 (396 amino acids)
Cellular component (GO): Swr1 complex
Molecular function (GO): nucleosome binding
Source: RefSeq, a predicted model, not a curated record